UUCACAUAAACAGAACAAAAUGCUCAGCUGGCCCGACGGCAGCCGAGAGCUGUAACUUCGUGACAGUCUCGGACCCUCUUCACUAGCAUGCUCAUCUUCACUUUAUGAACGUUUAGGAACCGCCACAGCCAAACAAUGAGAGACAUCCUUAAGAGGAAGUUUGCAGAAGUGGAGGAAAAUCCCUGCUACUCCCCUCCCUCCUCCUUCUGCUCCUCGUCUUCUUCUUCUUCUUCUUCUUCUGCUUCUCCAUCUUCCCUCUCCUCUCCUACCUCCUCUGAGUGGGAGUCGGACGGGGAGGGAAGCUCCUCCGAGAACCAAGACUUCACACCUCACAGUCCUGCGUCAGCCUCCGGAUCGCCCAUUUGGCCCAUCCUGAAGAAGCCGAAGCUUUCAAAAAGGCCGAACAGCGUGCGCUUCGACCAGGUGACGGUGUUCAGCUUCCCCCGCUCCCAGGGCUUCACCAGCGUGCCCAGCAGAGGAGGUGCCACCCUGGGCAUGGUGCGCAAACACAGCGCCCUCCGAAGGUACACCGUGGACGAGCAUGCAGUGGAGCAGCGCAGCAGGCGCAGAGAGAGGCACAGAGAGAAACUAAUUCAAGAGAGGUUUGAGGCACUAAAACACCAACUGAUCAUAAGUGGAGCUGUUGACCAAAACGAGGCGGAGAAGCUGACGACGGAUCAAGUUCUGGGUGGAGACCCUGACAUUCAUGUUAGUGAGUCUGACUUGGAGGACGGAGGCUACCUUCAGCCGUUCUCUUCCAAACAGCGACAGGCUCUCCUCCUGGCGGCGGGGGCGAAGGUCAUCGACAAGGAGGAGAAGAGGCAGCUUCACGCUCUGCGGCUCUCCAGGGAGGCCUGCGGCUGCGACUGCCGGGGCUUCUGCGAGCCGGAGACCUGCGCCUGCAGUCAGGCAGGCAUCAAGUGCCAGGUGGACCGCUUCAACUUCCCCUGCGGAUGCACCAAGGACAGCUGCGGAAAUGUGCAGGGGCGCAUCGAGUUCGACGCCCGGCGCGUUCAGACCCAUUACAUCCACACGCUCAUGAGGCUGGAGCUGCAGAGGCGACUGCGUCGUGAAACGCUGGUCUCGGGGGAGCAGGCAGGUGUGACCGAGGAGCUCAGAGACUGUUCAGGACACAACGAGGUCAGUGCAGAGCAGAGCGCGCAGGAGAGCAGGUGUCCAUUCAGGUCCGGCCUGGAGGAGGACCUGCUUCCUUUUGCCAUGCCCGCCGCUCCUUCUUUCCGCUGCAUCCCGGACCAGCUGGUCGUUGAGGAGAACAGCUGCAGCAGCGACAUGUCCGAAUCCUCCCUCUCCUCCUCCGAAUGCGACGCAGGACAAUUCUUCAGCGGGACCCAGACACUUCCGGACAGAGGCGCAGAUUUGACCCAUGACUCCGGCAAUAAGAACUUCUUCUCGUGCGCCCAAAACCGGCACAGAUGCAGCUCUGCAACCUCAGACGACGACAGACCGCAUUCGCCCGUUGCGCUCGCAGACAACAUUGACGCCAGCAGGAACUAUCUCGACGAGAACGCCAAUCAAUCCAGAGACUUUUUCAACGAGGACUCUUUCGAGGACUUCCCUAACACCCCGUCUCCCACCGUGGGCUACUCCUUCAGCGGAUACAUGGACCUGAGCCUCUCCUCUGACUCCGACCUGGAGUUCUUCCACAGGGACUAUCCCUCCGGACCGCUGCACAGCUCCUUCAAAGAGCACAGACACUCCGACAGCUUUCAGCACUUCCAGCUGUUCAGUUCGGUGAAUUUACCACAGCAGGAGUCGAGCAUCCAGCUCCUAGAGUCUCUGAUUGGCUGAUUCAGACACUCAUCUUUCAUACCCAAUUUAAUGAAACACCCACACUAGUGCU
Messenger RNA from Xiphophorus maculatus (southern platyfish), 1861 nucleotides. RefSeq names its product cysteine/serine-rich nuclear protein 2-like. The record is from RefSeq and is a predicted model, not a curated record. NCBI's taxonomy places the organism in Eukaryota, Metazoa, Chordata, Actinopteri, Cyprinodontiformes, Poeciliidae. Bases 136 to 1809 code for a protein of 557 amino acids. The transcript is spliced from 5 exons. Gene Ontology annotation, biological process: regulation of transcription by RNA polymerase II. Gene Ontology annotation, cellular component: nucleus. Gene Ontology annotation, molecular function: DNA-binding transcription factor activity, RNA polymerase II-specific; sequence-specific DNA binding.